UGGAAGUUGGGGCUGGGCUGUAGGCAGAUUGGUGCUUGUUUACGUUCGCAAGCGAGUUGGGGUUUACAUGGGAAAUUCUUUACGGGAGAGACGUUUAUAAUGAAGCUGUGCGACGCUUAGCUGCAGGCUCAGCUAUUUAAGCUGUUAUGCAUAAUGUAUUUUAAAGCUUGACGCCAUCAGAAGAACGCCGAUACCCGGAGCUUCGAUCUGCCAAAUCCACAAUCCGGAUUGUUGUGCAGGUGUUAGAAAUGUUCUCAACUCAGAAGACAGUGCAUCAUUUACCUAAUGAAAUACUGGAGAAAAUAUUUUCCCACUUGUCAGUUUAUGAGCUGGCUCGAGCUGCAAAUGUAUGCAGGCGCUGGGCAGAAUUGCUCCAGGACACAAGACUGUGGAAAGGGAAGAGAUACGAUGUCGAGGAAAUUGAGAAAAAGGAUGACAUUUUAUUAGUUGCAGGGGUCUGGCCUGCAUUAAUUUAUCUUAAUCUUGUUAAAGGAGAUCGUUUCAGGAUGUCAUUGAAUGUGGCUGGGGCAUCUGUUGAGCUUCCAAACUUGACAGACAAGACAAUACAUUCCAUAGUUGGUACCCUUAUGACAAAAACUUUGUCAGUUGAUGUUCGCCUUCUUGAUGAAGGGCUAGAGAAUUGUCUUGCAGUUCAGACUCAGAAUUUACUUAGGCUUUCAGUGACAAUACCUCCUGGUCCAUUGAACCGAGACAUGAUCAAGCGUACAGAGUCCAGCUUGAAAGCAUUGGCUCACACAUUUUCCAUAGGCGCUGUUCCAUCUCUUCGCUCUUUGCGAAUUAGUAGUGAAAGUGCAGCAGAUGCUAAGUAUGACAGCUGUGCUGGUAGUGAGGUUAUUCUGUCAUUGAGAUCAUGUCCAGAACUCAAGCAGCUAAGAAUCUCUGGAUGUACUUGUGUGUCUUGGAAAAUGGUUGGUCGCAGAGACGAGUUACGUGUUUUGUCUGUUGUUCAUUCAAAAAUGAAGGAAUUCUUAAUCCAUGAGCAAUGUCAAAAUUUGAGAGAUAUCACACUUGAGCAUUGCCCCUUCUUGAAAAAAAUACAGUUCUGGGCUAAGCACCAUAAUUUGAAUUUGCAGUCGCUGCGCAUCUGCAACACCAGCAUAAAUUCAGAGGCGCUGGAGUAUGUGUGUAAAGCUGCACCUGGGCUUGAUGUACUUGUUAUUCAGUCUUGCCCUAAAAUAACAUUUACAUCAUUUGUUCGCCAUUGCUUCAAUCUGCAACAUUUUGAACUGAGCAAAUGGUCACCCGACGAGAAGUAUUUCUAUUUUGACCUUGCUCUGCUACCCUCAGGUCUGCGACAUCUGUCGAUGAUGAAUACAACAGUGCGUGAGGAACAUAUGGAUCAUAUUUUGAAGCGACUGCCAAUGCUGGAAACACUCAAUCUGGGUGGUUGUGUGUGUAUAUCAUCUGUGUCUUUUCUUGAGCACUGCCCAGAGUUAGUUGACUUGAAUCUGUCUGGCUUGUGCCAAGUCCCAGCUACAUCAUUUUCUGUUCUGGCAGAGUUGAGGAAACUGAGAAACCUCAAUCUUCGAAACUGUUCUCUCAGCAGUAAUCUCUUGUGUGGCAUACUACAGAAGAUGCCAAACCUAAAGAAACUAGAUCUCUCUUGCAUACAAACAAUUGGUGACUUGUUUUUUGUCACAAAAUGCCACAGCUUGCGCUGUUUGAACAUGUCUCAUUGCCCUCGUCUCUCACCAGACAUCACAGAGUUGCGGCAACUGACUGAUGUAAGGACAUUGCGCAUCUAUGGAGUGCCAGGUCGCCCAUUCAUAACAGACCUUGAGAGAGACAUCCACAACAACUAAUCCAGUAAUCUGUGACUGUGAUGAGUUCUACAUGUGAAGAAAUCAGUUAACAGAUGUGUGUUUCAUUCUAUCUGUGUGUGUGUGUGUGUGUGUGUGUGUGUGUGUGUGUGUGAGAGAGAGAGAGAGAGAGAGAGAGAGAGAGAGAGAGAGAGAGAGAGAGUGAGUGUGUGUGUGUGUGUGUGUGUGUGUGUGUGUGUGUGUGUGCGCGCGCAUGUCGUGAUGGCAUCUGUGCCUAAUGUGUCAUAUCUAUAUUACUGAAAUGUAGUUUCUCUGCAAUAUUUUGUUUCCUAUUUGUGAUAUCAUAAUUUAUAAUCUUAUUUUACCUGUUACAGUAUUAAAAAUGGACUAUUCACUGUAUGUGUUAAGUAUUGUGUAAAACUGAUUACAGUGAAAAGUGCAACAGCAAGGAAUUUAUUAGAUAACACAUUAGUGAAGGUAUUUAGUACCUGCACUACAACAUGGUACAAAUUUUAUUUUAUGUGUUACGGUACAAAUUUUGUGUUACAUAUUUACAAAGUUAUCAUUUCUUUGUGGUUGAACAAUAUUCACCAUAAUUGAAAUGUGAUUUUGCAUGUUGAAAUUUAUUAAUGUUGAUUUACAUUCCAACUCUUACAAGGUAUGGAAAACAUGUUGCUUCUGUUCAGAAUAUGUCUAGAUGUUUCUCCUGAUUGUAAGUCUUUCAAGCCCACCAAGAGUUAUGGGCUACUUGAGAUGCACAGCCACACGUCAUAUGGAUGAGGUGACCCACACUGAUACCAAAUGGAUAUUUCAGACAACGUUAAAUACUUUGUGUUCUUUUGUACUAUGUAGUCCAGGAAAGAGAAAUUUUCUGAGAUUCGGUAAACACAUGGAUGCACAUGAAGAUUUAUCAAAACCUGUAGAAGACUGGUAUGUCAAAUGUUUAUUCUGAAGGAAUUAACAAGUCUAAGUUACUAGCAAAUGUUGUAUGCUUUAUUCUGAUAAUUUUCCCUGGUAUGCCAGUAGACAAAAGUUUGAAAAUGCAAGUUUAGGUAGAAUACAAAAAAUUAUGACACACUGAAAGUAAUAACUGGUUUUAAGCUCAUCAGCAUCAUAGAGCAAACUCUGAAUAUGGUGGUCUUUAUUUAAGAAAACAGUUUUUUUUAGAUUUGGAAGGGUGGUGGAGUGUGUGUGUGUGUGUGUGUGUGUGUGUGUGUGUGUGUGUGUGUGUGUGUGUGUGGGGGGGGGGGGGGGGGGUUAGAAAUAUAAAAAAUAAGCUGAGGAAUGUGGCAGAUAAACAAACAAAAUCAUUUAUUUAAUGGUCAUGUGUUCUCCAAGAAAACUGCAAAUCAACCUGCCUCUGCAUAACUUGCUGCUUUCUCUUAAUUUCUUAGUUAUGUUCAGUUUGUCUUCUGUUUUUAUGUCAUGCCUCUUUCCUGUUUGUAGUUUGCAUUCAGUUGACACAUGGGUGGACAUGAAGAUCGAUCAAAAUAAUGAUAUACUUAAUACAAAGCUGCUGAAGCCUACUUUGCCAAAGAUUUGUUUGGAGGAAUUUGCAUGUGUAAUUUACUGCAUAAUGUUCUGAAGCUAAUUGUGAUAAUUUUUCCCGAUGUACUAAUAGGCAAAAAAUUGAAAUUCCAGCUAAGAAUUUAUUAAAGAAAUGUUAUAAGACACACAGAAAGUAAUUAUUUUUGCUAUCUUCAUCUUCAGCAUCAGAAAACAAAUUCUGACUAUGAAGAUUUGUAACUAAGAAAUGUAUUUCUUGUUGAUUUGGAUGGAUAAUGGAAAAACAGUGGAGGUGGUGUGGUUGAUGUGGAAAGAAGCAAGCUGAGAAAUUGUGGGAAAUCAAACAAAACACUUACUUAAUAGGCAUGUGUUUUCCGAGUAAGCUACUGGUGUAUCUGCCUAACUAGCUGCCUUUUCUUAGUUUCUGUGUGAUGUUCAGUUUGUCUUUUGCUUUUACUACAUGUCUCUGUCCUGUUCUUAGUUUUUCCUCACUUUAACUUUCCUGUUUGCCACCUUUUCUACCUGCCUUCACUAAUAUUAUUUUCCCCUCUUACAAAGAAAGUUUUUCUUGUCCUGACACUAAGUAAUAGCAUUGACUUUUGCUACCACAUUCUUUAUUGCAUUUCAGGGAGUGCAUAUGUAUAUCCUUAAUUUAGAUCUUCCAAAGAGCUUACAGUAAAUGGUUAUUUUUGCUGUUUACUACUAUAAGACUGUUAACUGGCAAGUAGGGAAAAUCUGUGUAUGAUAUGUUGGUUAACUUAAUAUGAAGCAAGAGUUCUGUGAUUUUCUUCUAUGUGCAUGUGUAUGUCUUGUCACAUGGGAACAUACAACAGUUUCUUCUAUUUUAUGUGUGUUAUGUAAAAUUUAUGUAGUCAGUUGUACCUGUUUCAGUAUUAAAAUGAAGAUAUUUCUGUGUAACACGAGAAAAAAAAAGAAAAAAAAAAGAAAAAGAAAAAGCAAACAUGGUUAUGACUGUAGUAAGGAAAAGUGAUGUACUCAUGAGAAGACUGAGUUUAUGUGUAAGCUGGGCAUAAAUGUCUAGCGCCAUAGCAAAAGUUGGAAACCCAAACAGUCCUGUUGACAUUACGUUAUCAGGAAAUGUCAAAUUUGUCAGAAUACCAGAAUAAUUAUAUCAUCUUGUUGUAAUGUCAGCAACUGAAGAUUUAUUCUGUAUUUAGCUGUCAGAUACAAGAUAUAAUUGUGUGUUGUGUCUAAAGUAAAACCAGUUUUUUGCUCUUCAUGCAAAACUUUCCUUCAGUAUCAUACUGUGUCCAUGAUGUCUGUAGUGUACAUUGGUGUGUAGAUACACUUGUUUUUUUACUCAGUGAUCCUGUCUUUAAGUUUGAUGAUUUGUUUUUAGACCAUUUACAUACCGAAAUGAAAAGAAAUGCUACUGUAAUAUGCUCUUUCUUUUUUUUCCCCUUUUUUUCCUUUUUAAGAACAUACAAGGUAGUGUUAGCAACUGAAUAUUUACCCUGUGUUUAACUGUCAGAUUCGAGAUAUACAUGUGUUGUGUGUUAAAAGUAAAACCCAGUUUCAUAAUGAAUUGUUGCUCGUCAUGCAUAGCUUUUCGUCAGGAUCAUAUUGUGUUUAUGAUAUCUGUAGUGUACAUUGGUGUGUAGAUAAGCUUGCUCUUUUAUUAAACUGAUCCUGUCCUACAUUUCAUGAUUUGUUUUUAAACUGUUUAAUCUACAGAAAUGAAAAUAAAUGUGACAGUAAUAUAUUCUUUUCUUAACUGACAGUCAUGCUUUGUUUAAAGAACGUACAAGGUAAUGUUAGCAACUGAAUAUUUACUCUGUGUUUAGCUGUCAGAUACAAGAUGUAAUUGUGUGUUGUGUCUAAAGUAAAACCAGUUUUUUGCUCUUCGUGCAAAACUUUCCUUCAGUAUCAUACUGUGCCCAUGAUGUCUGUAGUGUACAUUGGUGUGUAGAUAAGCUUGUUCUAUUAUUCAUGUGAUCCUGCCAUAUGUUUCAUGAUUUGUUUUCAGACUGUUUAAUCUACUGAAAUUAAGAGGAAUAUGACAGUAAUAUGACCUUUUCUUUGCUGACAGUCAUGCUUUUUUUUAAAGAACAUACAAGGUAAUUUCAGCAAUUGAAUAUUUACUCUGUGUUUACUUGUCAGAUUCAAGAGAUAAAUGUUUUGUUAUGAGUCAAAAGUGAAACCCAGUUCUGUAAUGAAUUGUCGCUCUUCACACACAACUAUUCUUCGGGAUCACACUGUUUCUAUGAUGUCUGUAGUGUACAUUGGUGUGUAGAUAAGCUUGUUCUUUUAUUCAAAUGAUCCUGUCCUAAGUUUUAUGAUUUGUUUUUAGACUGUUUAACCUACAGAAAUGAAAAGAAAUGUGACAGUAAUAUAUUCUUUUCUUAACUGACAGUCAUGCUUUGUUUAAAGAGCAUACAAGAUAAUGUUAGCAACUGAAUAUUUCUCUGCAUUUAGCUGUCAGAUACAAGAUGUAAUUGUGUGUUGGGUCAAAAGUAAAACCCUUUUUGUAAUGAAUUGUUGCUCUUCAUGCAGAACUUUCCGUCAGUGUCAUUAAUGUGCCCAUGAUGUCUGUAGUGUACAUCGGUGUGUAGAUAAGCUUGUUCUUUUAUUCAAGUGAUCCUGUCCUAUGUUUCAUGAUUUCUUUUCAGACUGUUUAACCUACUGAAAUUAAGAGGAAUAUGACAGUAAUAUGCUAUUUUUUUGCUGACAGUCAUGCUCUUUUUUUUUUUUAAAAAAAAAAGAACAUACAAGGUAACUUCAGCAACUGAAUAUUUACUCUGUGUUUAGUUGUCAGAUACAAGUGAUAAAUGUUUUGUUAUGUGUCAAAAGUGAAACCCAGUUUUGUAAUGAAUUGUUGCUCUUCAUGCAAAACUGUUCUUCAGGAUCACACUGUGUCUGAUGUCUGUUGUGUACAUUGGUGUGUAGAUAAGCUUGUUCUUUUAUUCAAAUGAUCCUGUCCUAAGUUUUGUGAUUUGUUUUUACACUGUUGUCUUCAUUGGCUGUUGUUUUAUGCUAUUUGCAAUUUAUGAUAUGAUGCUUUUUGUCUGGCAUAAUGGCCAUAUACAUCAUUGUAUUGUCUGUACGUGUUUUAUUAAAUGUCUAUAACCUAUCGAAAUAAAAGGAAUGUGAAUGUAA
Molecule: messenger RNA, 6404 nt
Organism: Schistocerca piceifrons (Central American locust)
Lineage: Eukaryota; Metazoa; Arthropoda; Insecta; Orthoptera; Acrididae
Product: F-box/LRR-repeat protein 15-like
Exons: 3
Coding region: 249-1823 (524 amino acids)
Molecular function (GO): protein binding
Source: RefSeq, a predicted model, not a curated record